Molecule: messenger RNA, 186 nt
Organism: Rattus rattus (black rat)
Lineage: Eukaryota; Metazoa; Chordata; Mammalia; Rodentia; Muridae
Product: keratin-associated protein 8-1
Exons: 1
Coding region: 1-186 (61 amino acids)
Source: RefSeq, a predicted model, not a curated record
AUGUACUACACCGACUUUGAGGGCUCUGUCUUCCCAGGAUGCUACUGGGGCAGCUACGGCUACCCACUGGGCUACAGUGUUGGCUGUGGCUAUGGUAGCACCUACUCUCCAGUUGGCUAUGGCCUUGGCUACGGCUACAAUGGCUGUGGGGCUUACAGAAGAUACUGGCCAUAUGCUCUCUACUGA